UUCCGUUUGCCUUGACUGCUAUAUACCGUCCGCGGCCUUCGGGGUAUUGAUUUUGCUUUUUGCGAGCACUGCUUAGGACGAAUAUAUCGAAUUUCGCGGCUUCUUUAUCACAGCUGAUGGCCAGAGCAGAAGCGCACUCUUUCUCUUUACUUUCGCAUAUUUUUCGAAGAAGACAUUUAUACAAACAAACGUCAACUGUCAAUAUAUUUUUGUUUGAUAUUGUUGAUCGUUCGGGCGCUCUCUUCGUCAGUAUAUUUUUGUAGUUGUCACGGUUCAUCGUUCGAUUUUACUUUGUUGCCAGACAACGCGCGUGAAAAUACCAUGGAAACCUGAAAGACUUCUGCUUAGCAAUUGUAAUGGAAAAUUUACCUGAGUCACGGAGUAAUUCGAAACAAGAGGAUGAUUCACCGGAAAAUAUCGAUAAUGCUGAAUCGGAGUCGGCGAAAUAUCAAAUAAGGCCUAAACUUGAAGAAAAAUUCAAACCAAUGUUGGCUAAAGAGGUGAUUCACAAUGUUUUGUACGAUCGGUUAUCAAAUAAAGAGUAUGACAGAGAACAGGCUCCAAAUUGGGCAAAAGAAAUUGCAGAUAUUAUCAGAGAAAAAAUGAAAAAACUGGAGUUCAAGAGAUACAAGUACGUUGUGAGUGUUGUAGUUGGAAGUCGAGAAGGAGCUGGUGUAAAAGUUGGUACUCGUUGUAUUUGGGAUGCUGAAGCAGAUUGCUAUGCAUAUGAUAGCUUUUUGAAUGACACAAUUUUCUGUGUAACUGCUGUCUAUGCAAUUUAUGUUUAUUGAAGUUCGAGUGAAUGAUUAUUGUUGAUCUAUCUAGCGACAAUUAAUUUAUACACAAUGUAAAAAGUGAUUCAUGACAUUUAUUAUAUGAUAU
Phymastichus coffea is the source of this 882-nucleotide messenger RNA. RefSeq names its product dynein light chain Tctex-type protein 2B-like. Bases 357 to 791 code for a protein of 144 amino acids. The record is from RefSeq and is a predicted model, not a curated record. Gene Ontology annotation, cellular component: cytoplasm; cytoplasmic dynein complex. Gene Ontology annotation, molecular function: dynein intermediate chain binding. The transcript is spliced from 5 exons. Lineage: Eukaryota; Metazoa; Arthropoda; Insecta; Hymenoptera; Eulophidae. Gene Ontology annotation, biological process: microtubule-based movement.